Messenger RNA from Poeciliopsis prolifica (blackstripe livebearer), 6947 nucleotides. It is a transcript of the gene plxna2, whose product is annotated as plexin A2. The transcript is spliced from 33 exons. Gene Ontology annotation, biological process: negative regulation of cell adhesion; regulation of cell migration; positive regulation of axonogenesis. NCBI's taxonomy places the organism in Eukaryota, Metazoa, Chordata, Actinopteri, Cyprinodontiformes, Poeciliidae. Gene Ontology annotation, cellular component: semaphorin receptor complex. Gene Ontology annotation, molecular function: protein binding; semaphorin receptor activity. The coding region runs from base 792 to 6494 and encodes 1900 amino acids. The record is from RefSeq and is a predicted model, not a curated record.
GCUACAACACAACGCUGUACUCUGAUGGAGCCGCCAGUCUGUGUGUGUGAGUCCGGCAGAGCCUUGUGAGGAAACCACGCUGCGGGUCUGCACCGACGCUAACACAUUUCUUCUUCUACCGGCGGGUGAUGGCGAGCCUGGCUGCGGCUUGGAGGCUCGCACCGUAGAGCCGCACCGGAGGAAGGUUGACUGCGGAACCCGAAGGAAUGCAACGCUGCCGCACUGACACGGUCCGCUGAAGUUACCGGAGGUCAGUUCAGAUGCUGACGCCCCGGCUCUGCUGUGAAGUUUACGCGCUGCAUUCGCAAUCAGCUGCUACGUCCAAGGUGUCCACUUUGAAUGAAUGACGCCACCUCUUAACAGGUCCUUCCUGCAGAGAGGCUCCCCUGCAUUAAAGGGACUGAAACAACUAACACUGCAUUUGUGAUUUCCCUUACAACCUUGUUCUGAGCGCAUUUGGAGUCGUUUUUCCCCCUCUUCUUUCCGUGGAUGUGAGUGGAGCGCAUCAACAACUGCCACAGAACCAGGAGAUCCAGUUUAAAAAUGAAGAGACCCUGUCAGGCGGCCGCCUGUUUCCUGAUCUCAUUCUGCAUUCCCUCGUGAAGUCAUCUCACAGUCCUAAAACUGCUCCCAGGCUUGUCCAGUACAGCACAAGCAGAAACAUGUGAAGGUUCUUGUGAAAGUUCGACCCGCAAGUUGGUCUUCAUCAACAAAAAGGCAACGAUCACCCUUCUCUUCCUCUAAACCAUUCUGUCUGCUUAUUCAGCGGUUUCCUUGCAGGACAAGUGAACAUGGAUGGUCAAAAGGUCAAAGACAGAACUUUUACACAUUGUCCCAAGAUGGGAGCAGUUGCGACUCUUUUGUUCUUCUGGCUUUUAGCGGUUCCUGCCACAGAUGGGCAGACCUUCAAUAGUUUCCACCCAGAACGACGAGAUUGGGUUUUUAAUCACCUGACUGUUCACCAAGCCACUGGUGCAUUAUAUGUUGGAGCAGUCAACCGUGUGUACAAGCUGUCAGGCAACCUCACCCUCCUUGUUUCCCAUGAUACAGGCCCAAAGGAUGACAAUAAGGCCUGCUACCCUCCUCUAAUUGUACAGCCCUGUUCUGAGCCCCUUGUACCCACCAACAAUGUCAACAAGCUCCUCCUCAUUGAUUAUUCACAAAAUCGGCUGCUGGCCUGUGGCAGCCUCUACCAAGGUGUGUGUAAACUCCUCAGAUUGGAUGACCUAUUUAUCUUAGUGGAGCCUUCCCACAAGAAGGAGCACUACCUCUCCAGUGUCAAUCAGACAGGGACCAUGUAUGGGGUGAUUGUGCCGUCACAGGGCCAGGAUGCAACACUUUUUAUCGGCACAGCAGUGGAUGGUAAACAAGACUAUUUUCCCACUCUUUCCAGCCGAAAGUUGCCACGUGAUCCGGAAUCUUCUGCCAUGCUUGACUACGAGUUGCAUACUGAUUUUGUGUCCUCUCUUAUAAAGAUACCGUCAGACACACUAGCGCUUGUCUCACACUUUGACAUCUACUAUGUUUAUGGCUUUGCAAGUGGAAGCUUUGUUUACUUCCUGACUGUUCAGCCAGAGACACCGGAGAACAGCAUGUCAUCAAGCGGAUCCAGCAGCGAUCUCUUCUACACGUCCCGCAUUGUUCGUCUCUGUAAGGAUGACCGCAAAUUUCACUCCUACGUCUCUCUGCCCAUCGGCUGUGUGAAGAACGGCAUUGAGUAUCGCCUGCUGCAGGCUGCUUACCUCGGCAAGCCGGGGCGCAUUCUCGCUGCUUCGCUCAACUUAAGUGUCCAAGAUGAUGUGCUGUUCACAGUCUUCUCCAAGGGCCAGAAACAGUUCCAUCGACCACCAGAUGACUCAGCGCUCUGCGUCUUCACCAUCCGAGACAUCAAUGCGAGAAUCAAGGAGCGCCUGCAGUCCUGCUAUCAGGGAGAAGGAAACCUGGAGCUCAACUGGCUCCUUGGGAAGGAUGUGCAGUGCACUAAAGCGCCUGUGCCCAUCGAUGACUCCUUCUGCGGCCUGGACAUCAACCAGCCACUUGGCGGCUCUCAGCUGGUGACCGGCCACACACUCUACACUGAGACUCGGGACCGCAUGACCUCUGUGACCUCCUAUGUCUACAAUGGCUACUGUGUUGCUUUUGUGGGUACCAGGAGUGGACGUCUAAAGAAGAUUCGCGUCGAUGGUCCUCCUCAUGGUGGCGUCCAGUAUGAGACAAUCUCAGUCAUAAAGGACGGCAGUCCCAUCCUCCGAGACAUGGUCUUCUCUCUAGACCGCAACUUCCUCUAUGUCAUGUCUGAUAGACAGGUUACCCAGGUUCCUAUUGAAUCCUGUGAGCAGUAUGGGACCUGUGGAGAGUGUCUGAGCUCUGGAGAUCCCCACUGUGGCUGGUGUGUCCUGCAUAAUAUAUGCUCUCAAAGGAAUCGAUGUGAGCGUGCAGAUGAGCCGUAUCGUUUUGCUGCCUCUCUCAGCCAGUGUGUGAAGGCCACCGUCUUUCCUGACAGCAUUGCAGUGUCCGAACCUAGCGUGCCUCUGCUGGUGAAGGUGAGCGAUGUCCCAGACCUUUCUGUGGGCAUCACCUGCUCCUUUGGCAACUUGACAGAGAUUGAGGGAAACGUAAACGGCAACCAGAUACUCUGUGUGUCUCCUGCUGCGAAGGACGUCCCGCUCAUACCGACUGACCAAGACUGGUCAGGUGUUGAGCUGAGGCUCAACUCUAAGGAGACUGGUCAGAUGCUCAUCAGCACUGAGAUUAAGUUUUACAACUGUAGUGUCCACCAGCUGUGUCUGUCAUGUGUGAACAGUGCCUUCCGCUGCCACUGGUGCAAAUACCGCAACUUGUGUACCCAUGACCCCUCCAGCUGCUCCUUCCAGGAGGGACGAGUCAACACCUCUGAGGACUGUCCCCAGCUGGUGCCCUCGGAGGAGAUUCUGAUCCCAGCAGGGGAGGUGAAGCCAAUCACCCUAAAGGCCAAGAACCUGCCACAGCCCCAGUCUGGCCAGCGAGGCUAUGAAUGUGUCCUCCACAUCCAGGGGGUCAGCCAUCGAGUCACCGCCCUUCGCUUCAACAGCUCCAGCGUACAGUGCCAGAACAGUUCGUAUCUGUAUGAGGGAAUGAGGAUCAGUGAGCUGCCUGUGGAUUUUUCAGUGGUGUGGAAUGGCAACUUCAUUAUUGACAACCCAGAGAAUAUACAAGUGCACCUGUAUAAGUGUGCAGCCCAGCGGGACAGCUGUGGCAUGUGCCUGAAGGCAGACAGGAAGUUCCAGUGUGGCUGGUGUAGCGGAGAGGGAAGGUGUACACUGCGACAUCACUGCCCUCUCAUCAACCCUUACACCACUCGCUGGCUCAACCUGUCCUCCAAAAACGUGAAGUGUACCAACCCACGCAUCACUGAGGUGACUCCGAUGGCUGGACCACCAGAGGGGGGAACUCGGGUGACUAUCUAUGGCACAAACCUUGGCCUUGCUUUCUCAGACAUGGUGGACAACGUAGAAGUGGCAGGUGUCAGAUGCACUCCUGUGGAGAAAGGCUAUAUUAUUGCUGAACAGAUCGUGUGUGAGAUGUCUGCGGCUUCAGCAGACAACAGACCCGGCCCGGUCCAGUUGUGUGUGGGUGAAUGCAGACCAGAACUCAAGACUCGCUCCUCACAGCUCUACUCCUUUGUGACUCCAACUGUCACAGGCCUGUCCCCGAGCAGAGGUCCAGAGUCUGGAGGCACUAAAGUCACCAUAAUGGGAGAAAACCUUGGCGCUGGCAGCAGUGUCAAUGUUCAGUUUGGAAACCAGACGUGCGAGUUCUUCGGGCGGACCAUGAAGGAGAUAGUCUGUUACUCGGCCCCAUCCCUGUCCGGGGUCAGCUCAGUUCAGAUCAGUGUGAGCGUGGAUAAUGCCCAAAUCAGAGAGAGCCUCACCUUCGAGUACAUAGAGGACCCCACUGUCCUGCGGAUCGAGCCGGACUGGAGCAUUGCAAGUGGCCACACCCCUCUGAUGGUGACAGGAACCAAUUUGGAUGUGGUCCAGGAACCCAGAAUUCGGGUGAAGUACGCUGGCCGGGAGUCUGUCAAUGUGUGCAAAGUGCUGAACAGCACCACCAUGAGUUGCUUUGCUCCCUCCCUCAUGGCAGAGUACCUUCCAGGUUUGGACGCAGUGAAACAUGCGGAUGAGUUUGGCUUCAUCUUCAACAACGUCCAGGCGCUGCUGGUCUACAACAACACCAACCUUAUAUACUACCCAAAUCCUUUCUUUGAGUCCCUCAGCACCUCAGGUAUCCUGGAGCAAAAGCCUGGUUCACCAAUCAUCCUCAAGGGCAGAAACCUGAUUCCCCCAGCCUCUGGAGGGGCGAAGCUUAACUACACUGUACUGAUAGGCGAGACUCCCUGCUCUGUCACCGUGUCUGAGAGCCAACUGCUGUGUGAGCCUCCCAACCUCACAGGCCAAUAUAAAGUUGUGGUUCAAGUUGGAGGCCUCCACGUGUCUCCAGGUGCGGUGCACAUCAUGUCUGACAGCCUCCUGACCCUCCCCGCCAUCGUUAGCAUCGCAGCAGGUGGCGGUCUCCUCCUCAUCAUCGUCAUCCUCGUGCUCAUCGCCUACAAGCGGAAGUCGCGGGAAAACGAUCUCACCCUGAAGCGCCUGCAGAUGCAAAUGGACAACUUGGAGUCCCGCGUUGCUUUGGAAUGCAAAGAAGCCUUUGCAGAGUUGCAGACAGACAUCAAUGAGCUUACCAGUGACCUCGACAGGGCCGGUAUUCCCCAUCUGGACUACAGAACAUAUGCCAUGCGAGUCCUCUUCCCCGGCAUUGAGGAUCAUCCUGUCCUGAGAGAACUUGAGGUGUCAGGCAAUGGCCAGCAGAAUGUGGAGAAGGCCCUGAAGCUGUUUGGUCAGCUCAUCAACAACAAAGUGUUCCUGCUCACCUUCAUACGAACACUUGAGAUGCAGCGCUCUUUCUCCAUGAGGGACCGUGGCAACGUGGCCUCGCUCAUCAUGACGGCCCUGCAGGGGCGUCUGGAGUACGCCACUGAUGUUCUCAAACACCUGCUGUCGGACCUGAUCGACCGCAACCUGGAGAGCAAGAACCAUCCCAAACUGCUGCUGCGCAGAACAGAGUCGGUUGCUGAGAAGAUGCUCACGAACUGGUUUGCCUUCCUCCUUCACAAAUUCCUCAAGGAGUGUGCAGGGGAGCCGCUGUUCAUGCUGUACUGCGCCAUCAAGCAGCAGAUGGAAAAGGGACCCAUUGACGCCAUCACCGGAGAGGCCCGCUACUCCCUGAGCGAAGACAAACUCAUCCGCCAGCAGAUCGAGUACAAAACCCUGAUCCUAAACUGUGUAAACCCAGACAACGAAAACAGUCCAGAGAUCCCCGUGAAAGUGCUGAACUGUGACACCAUCACACAAGUGAAGGAGAAGAUACUUGAUGCCGUUUACAAGAACAUGCCCUAUUCUCAGCGGCCGCGGGCCGUCGACAUGGACUUGGAGUGGCGUCAGGGUCGAAUGGCUCGUGUGGUGCUGCAGGAUGAAGACAUUACCACUAAGAUCGAAAAUGACUGGAAAAGACUCAACACACUCUUGCACUACCAGGUCUCUGAUCGCAGCGUGGUAGCUUUGGUCCCCAAGCAAACCUCAUCAUAUAACAUUCCUUCUUCAGCGAGCAUAACCCGUACCUCCAUCAGCAGAUAUGAUUCUUCGUUCCGUUACACAGGCAGUCCAGACAGCCUCAGGUCACGUGCUCCAAUGAUCACGCCGGACCUGGAGAGCGGUGUAAAGGUCUGGCACUUAGUGAAGAACCAUGAACAUGGAGACCAGAAGGAAGGCGAUCGAGGCAGCAAGAUGGUUUCUGAGAUUUAUCUAACCCGGUUGCUAGCAACUAAGGGAACUCUCCAAAAAUUUGUCGAUGAUCUGUUUGAGACAUUGUUCAGUACGGUUCAUCGAGGGAGUACGCUUCCCCUAGCCAUCAAAUACAUGUUUGACUUCCUAGAUGAACAGGCAGACAGACAUGGUAUUUAUGACACAGAUGUUCGUCACACAUGGAAAAGCAACUGCCUUCCACUUCGUUUCUGGGUGAAUGUGAUCAAGAACCCACAGUUUGUAUUUGACAUCCAUAAGAGCAGCAUCACGGACGCCUGUCUAUCUGUGGUAGCUCAGACCUUUAUGGAUUCCUGCUCAACUUCAGAGCACCGGCUGGGCAAAGACUCGCCUUCUAAUAAACUGCUCUACGCUAAAGAUAUCCCUAAUUAUAAGAGCUGGGUAGAAAGGUACUACGCUGAUAUCACCCGGAUGCCGGCUAUUAGUGAUCAGGACAUGAAUGCAUAUUUGGCUGAGCAGGCCAGACUCCACUCUACAGAGUUCAACAUGCUCAGCGCUCUCAAUGAGAUCUACUCUUAUGUCAGCAAGUACAGUGAGGAGAUUGUUUCAGCCCUAGAGCAGGAGGAGCAGGCAAGGAAACAGAGGUUGGCCUACAAGGUGGAACAGCUCAUCUCUGCCAUGUCUUUGGAGAGCUGAAGGUGAAUGCUGCCAAAGCAAAGAAGAGGAGAGAAGGGACCGAUGGACCUGCUUAAAAGGUCACUACUUACCUCUCAUCGUGGGAAAUUUCAACCACGAUCUGGACCUCUGUACAUCUACAGCCGGACAAACACAACUGCUUUAGUUUGCGAUUCUUUUCCCCUGCCAUUACGAUGAGACUGACACAGAGGCUCUCCAGCUGGAAAUAAUAAUGUUAUACAUAAGGGACAUUGAGUUUGUUGGUUUCGUUUUCCUCAAAGGAUCCUCUCUAGAUUUGGCAGGAAAUUGCAUGUCAUGUGGGUGUUCACAUGUGUGGGUGUGCAUGAGAGUGUGUCAUAUUGAGGAAGACUCGUGUAAGACUGUGAAGGCAAAUGGAGAAACAGAUUUAGCCUCCCAACCCCCAUCUGAGCGAGAAAAAAAAAAAAAAAGAAGAAAAAACGAAGGUGAAAGGCC